GCCAGUGAGGCACAGCUGCAGAGUCCAGGAGGCAGUGUCAGGUUUCAAACUCCGUGCCAGCCAUUCAGAGAGCAGCGAUGUCAGGGCCCUGCCUUGGGCUCCUGGUCUACGUCCUGUGCUCCGCAGUGAAAGCCUAUCCCAACGCUUCCCCGCUGCUGGACUCCAGCUGGGGCAGCCUGACCCACCUGUACACGGCCACAGCCAGGAACAGCUACCACCUGCAGAUCCACAAGGACGGCCACGUGGAUGGCACACCCCAUCAGACCAUCUACAGUGCCCUGAUGAUCAGAUCAGAGGAUGCUGGCUUUGUGGUGAUAACAGGUGUGAUGAGCAGGAGAUACCUCUGCAUGGACUUCAGAGGAAACAUUUUUGGAUCACAUCACUUCAGCCCCGAGAGCUGCAGCUUCCGACAGCGGACGCUGGAGAACGGCUACGACGUGUACCACUCGCCGCAGCAUCGCUUCCUCGUCAGCCUGGGCCGCGCCAAGAGGGCCUUCCUGCCCGGCACGAACCCCCCGCCCUACUCGCAGUUCCUGUCCCGGAGGAACGAGAUCCCCCUGGUCCACUUCAACACCCCGCGGCCGCGGCGGCACACGCGCAGCGCCGAGGACAACUCGGAGCGCGACCCGCUGAACGUGCUGAAGCCCCGGCCCCGCAUGACCCCCGCGCCGGCCUCCUGCUCCCAGGAGCUCCCGAGCGCCGAGGACAACAGCGUGCUGGCCAGCGACCCCUUAGGGGUGGUCCGUGGCAACAGGGUGAACACGCACGCGGGGGGCGCGGGCGUGGAGCGCUGCCGCCCCUUCCCCAAGUUCUUCUAG
Equus quagga is the source of this 818-nucleotide messenger RNA. RefSeq names its product fibroblast growth factor 23 (gene FGF23). Lineage: Eukaryota; Metazoa; Chordata; Mammalia; Perissodactyla; Equidae. The transcript has 3 exons. Bases 78 to 818 code for a protein of 246 amino acids. Gene Ontology annotation, cellular component: cytoplasm. Gene Ontology annotation, biological process: fibroblast growth factor receptor signaling pathway; positive regulation of protein phosphorylation; positive regulation of cell population proliferation. The record is from RefSeq and is a predicted model, not a curated record. Gene Ontology annotation, molecular function: growth factor activity; type 1 fibroblast growth factor receptor binding.